ACCUCCAUAGCACAAUCCCACACCCCAAUCCACAUCAGCAGACGCGAUUGACAAAGGUCGGACCAUAGUAAGCAUGCGCUCCACAACCCCCCUGCCAAAGCAUCUACUCUGCGCGGUGUUUACUUAAAAAAAGUUACACAGGCACACUGAACAAGGGAUCCCCAAUUGACGCGGGAGAGCCCCCCAAAGCGUGGCCACGAUGCCAUCACUUCAAGCUGGCUAUGCGCCAAACUUGGGCAUUUUUCUCAAGUCCCUCAAGACUGCCCCUUUGGAAUCAUCGAUUGAAAACCUGAUUUCGCUUCUCAAACGAAGGCAGAUCCGAAACUCUCGGCCAUGUGCAAUAGCAACUGCCCAUCUCUUGCUCCAAGUAGUGGCAAAGUUUAGGUGGACGGAUAUUGGGAACCUCCUUGAGCGGAUACAGGAGGUCGGCCAAAGGCUCGUAGAGGCGCAACCCAGGGAGAUGGUGGUGGGAAACAUUGUACGCCGAGUUCUAGGUAUGAUCAGGGAUGAAGCCAAGGAAGACCGAACCGAAGAUGCUAGCGAUUCUACGUCUACAAGCCAACUAGGCUCGCCUAGGCGUGAGCGCAGCGAGUCUGGAUCCUUCCGAACGGAGGGAGGAGCGACAUCCUCCAGCCCCCUUCGCUUUGUCUCGACGGACGCUUCGACUUUGAGCGAGGCAAGCGGAGAUGAUGUGUUUGGAGGGAGAUCACAACCCACAUCCCGGCCACCAUUAUUGACCUCCCAUACGUCUUAUGCCGUCUUAAAUGGUGUCCCAGUCCAGCAGUCUAUGUUCAACCUGCUUUCUGCUACCCCAACACCUUCUUCAACCCCUCCGCAUACUAGUUCUCCCCACGGAAAAUCCACAAUCAGCGCGAGUUCUCUAGCGCAGAGAAUAGUAAUUACUACAAGAGAUCUCAAAGCUGAGGUCAUAAGCGGGAUUGAGGAGAUUAUCGACGAGCUUGAUCAGGUUGAUGACCAGAUUGCAGCAUAUGCCCAGGAGCACAUCCAUUCAAACGAAGUCAUACUGAUCCACUCCUCGUCACUAAGUGUCCAGAAGUUCUUACUGAAGGCCGCCGAGAAAAGGAGAUUCACUGUCAUUGUUGCCGAGUCGUAUCCAAACGACCACGAAGCAACCCAUGCAGCAGUGACUGGGAAGGUUAGCCCAGAUGUCGAGGGCGACGAGAUGAGUACGGAAACGUUCUUGAAACCACUCUCCGCUGCCGGCAUCACCGUUAUCCUCAUGACCGAUGCAACUAUUUUUGCGAUUAUGUCGAGGGUCAACAAAGUCAUUUUGGCAACUCAUGCUGUAAUUGCAAACGGUGGAUUGAUAGCAGCUGCUGGCGCCCGAAUCAUUGCCAAGGCAGCGAAGGUGCAUAGAACACCUGUGAUCGUUGUUAGCGGGGUCUACAAACUGAGCCCAGAGUAUCCCUUUGAAUUUGAAUCAUUGAUAGAAUACGGAGACCCUGGGAACAUCAUAGGCUAUGGAGAAGGUGCUUUGGUUGAUCACCUGGAGGUUGAUAACCCGGUUUACGACUACGUACCUCCUGAUCUGGUUGACUUGUACAUCACCAAUCUCGGUGCACAUGCACCAUCGUACCUGUACAGGAUCGUUGCGGACCAUUACAAACCAGAAGAUAUCAACUUUCACAAGCCAGAACUGCAAUUUUGA
Molecule: messenger RNA, 1669 nt
Organism: Hyaloscypha bicolor E
Lineage: Eukaryota; Fungi; Ascomycota; Leotiomycetes; Helotiales; Hyaloscyphaceae
Product: translation initiation factor-like protein eIF-2B subunit beta
Exons: 3
Coding region: 200-1669 (489 amino acids)
Biological process (GO): translational initiation
Cellular component (GO): eukaryotic translation initiation factor 2B complex
Molecular function (GO): translation initiation factor activity; guanyl-nucleotide exchange factor activity
Source: RefSeq, a predicted model, not a curated record